This is a messenger RNA of Leguminivora glycinivorella, 589 nucleotides long. RefSeq lists its product as uncharacterized. The transcript has 4 exons. Lineage: Eukaryota; Metazoa; Arthropoda; Insecta; Lepidoptera; Tortricidae. The record is from RefSeq and is a predicted model, not a curated record. Bases 55 to 531 code for a protein of 158 amino acids.
UUACAUAGUUUGAAACUACUUUGUAGUAAAAAAAAAAAAAAAAACAAAUAAAAAAUGGCUUCCAAAGUAGUUUUUGCGUGUGUUGUGUUCGCCAUUUUUGAUGCUUCCAAGGCGCAGGUCAUAAAGAACCUCCUCCCUGGCUGCGGUUGCGGCAGUAACGUGGACGUCAUUCAAAACCAGGUCCUUCUGAACCAGCCAGGUCUAGUAGCCGGUGGCCUUUGCCAACCUGGUUUGGUGGGUCCAGGUUUAGUGGGUCCUGGAUUAGUGGGUCCUGGAUUAGUGGGUCCUGGUCUGGUGGGCUCCAAUGUUGUUGCUGGCAACGUGAUCCCUGGAUUCGGAGGAGUUAUUGGCCCUUGCAACGGACUGGCUACUAACAUCAUUCAGGACAACACCGUAGCCAACAACUUAGCUAACACCCUUCAGCUCCUCCUGGUGUCCAACUUGCUGUCCAACACGCUUCCCAACACACCUGACCUUCUGACCGUACCCGCCGUCAGUCCUUACGCUACGGGUCUCUCUUACUUCUGCUAGGUCAAGUUUAGAAACUACAAGGUUUUUUAAUAAAAUAAUAAACAAUUUUUACUAGUUA